Myotis lucifugus (little brown bat) is the source of this 1994-nucleotide messenger RNA. It is a transcript of the gene SHB, whose product is annotated as SH2 domain containing adaptor protein B. Gene Ontology annotation, molecular function: phosphotyrosine residue binding. The record is from RefSeq and is a predicted model, not a curated record. NCBI's taxonomy places the organism in Eukaryota, Metazoa, Chordata, Mammalia, Chiroptera, Vespertilionidae.
GUUCUCGGCCUUGUCGGGAAUUCGCUGCCCGACGACAGCGGCAGCACGAGCGACCUCAUCCGCGCCUACCGCGCACAGAAGGAGCGCGACUUCGAGGACCCCUACAACGGCCCCGGCUCGUCGCUGCGCAAACUGCGCGCGAUGUGCCGCCUGGACUACUGCGGCGGCAGCGGGGAGCCGGGCGGGGGCCAGCGCGCUUUCUCCGCCUCGUCCGCGUCGGGCGCCGCGGGCUGCUGCUGUGCCUCCUCCGGUGCGGGCGCCGCCGCGUCCUCGUCCUCGUCCUCCGGCUCCCCGCACCUCUACCGCAGCAGCAGCGAGCGGCGCCCGGCCACGCCGGCCGAGGUGCGCUACAUCUCCCCCAAGCAUCGCCUCAUCAAGGUGGAGAGCGCCGUGGGCAGUGCCGGGGACCCCCCGGGGGGCGCCUGCUCGGGCGGCCGCACUUGGAGCCCCACAGCCUGCGGAGGCAAGAAACUGCUCAACAAGUGUGCUGCCUCGGCCGCGGAGGAGAGCGGGUCCGGCAAGAAGGAGAAGGUGAUUAUCGCCGAUGACUACUCAGAUCCCUUUGAUGCCAAGAAUGAUCUCAAGAGUAAAGCGGGAAAGGGGGAGAGUGCUGGCUACAUGGAGCCCUACGAGGCCCAGAGGAUCAUGACAGAAUUUCAGAGGCAGGAAAGUGUCCGGUCCCAGCACAAAGGCAUCCAGUUGUAUGACACCCCUUAUGAACCCGAGGGCCAAAGCAUCGACUCGGACUCAGAGAGUGCAGUCAGCCCCCGACUGCGGGAGAGCAAGCUGCCCCAGGAUGACGACAGGCCCGCUGAUGAGUACGACCAGCCAUGGGAGUGGAACCGGGUCACCAUCCCAGCUCUGGCAGCCCAGUUUAACGGCAACGAGAAACGACAGUCAUCCCCCUCGCCUUCCCGGGACCGGCGGCGCCAGCUUCGAGCUCCCGGAGGGGGCUUCAAGCCCAUCAAGCAUGGGAGCCCAGAGUUUUGUGGGAUCCUGGGAGAAAGAGUGGAUCCUGCUGUCCCACUGGAGAAGCAAAUAUGGUAUCACGGAGCCAUCAGCAGAGGAGAGGCCGAGAACCUGCUGCGACUCUGCAAGGAGUGCAGCUACCUCGUCCGGAACAGCCAGACCAGCAAGCACGACUACUCCCUGUCCCUGAAGAGCAACCAGGGCUUUAUGCACAUGAAACUGGCCAAAACCAAAGAGAAGUACAUUCUGGGUCAGAACAGCCCCCCGUUCGACAGUGUCCCAGAAGUCAUCCAUUAUUACACCACCAGAAAGCUGCCCAUCAAAGGCGCUGAGCACUUGUCCCUCCUCUACCCGGUGGCUGUGCGGACCCUGUGAGAGGACCAGCCUCGCCCUGCGCUGACAGGGCCCAGACCUGGAGGAGCCGGAGCCCCCGCCGACCAGCGUGUCCAGUUCGUGUCGUGUGUAUGGUACUGGCACACCACUGCAUGUCUCUAGAAUGCUGUUGCCACUAAGGGGGCUGGGAAAGGCCUGGAUAGAGACAGAGGGACGGCCCACACGCCGCCCCAGCCCCCACCCCCACCCCCUCCUUGAGUUUCUGUGAAUUAAAAUAUUUGCAAAUCCAAAGAGAUGCCUUGCAGGAUGAACAAAGGCAAGCAGCUCCGAGGGGAGGGCCGGGCGGAACCGCCUGGGUUGCAGCGCUUUGCUUUGUUCUCCCGCUGUCAGGAAUUCACACCUGUGCCAGGAGCACAGUUUUCCCACCAGGGCCCCACCGGUGUGGGGAGCCGAACGCUGGUGCUGGGAGAGCCGGAAGGCCUGGAGUCCUGCCUCCCCUCUGGUGUGCGUGUGUCUGUGUGUGUGUGUGUGUGAGUGUGCGCACAUCCGUCACACACAGAUGUGAGUAAGCCCUCUAAUCCACUUUAUCACUCGGUGUAAUCAUUAGAUCUUCAAGGAAUCAUUGUGCGGUCAAAAGAGGAUUCAAUUAUUUAUGACUAGGGUGUGUAAAUAAAAUAGUCAUUUAAUAUGUA